AGUAUACGAGGUUAAAUUUGAAAUUUUUUAUCACUAUAUAUAGACAAAUAUUUUGCCCCACCAUACCGGCUCUCUCUCAAAAUAUGAAUGACAUGCAAUCACAUAACAUCAGUGGAGAGAGCACAAAACCAUACAUUCUGAAAAAAUGCAUUGCCCUUUUGCUUUCAUGUGCCUCUUCAACUUACAAAUUCAAGCAAGUACAUGCAUUUUCCAUCAGACGUGGCAUCCCUUUGUCAAGCCCAGAAAUGGGCAAGUACUUGAUUUUCUCUCUAGUUUCCCUUUCAGGUCCGAUGCGCUACGCCCAGAAAAUCUUUAAUCAAAUUCAAUUUCCAAAUAUCUUUACUUGGAAUACAAUGAUUAGAGGUUAUGCUGAGAGUGAAAACCCGUAUCCAGCUAUUGAAAUACACAAUAAAAUGUGUGUGAAUUCUGUUGCACCUGACACACAUACAUACCCUUUUGUGUUAAAAGCUAUUGCGAAGGUGAUUGAUGUUAGGGAAGGAGAAAAAGUGCAUUGCGUUACUAUUAGAAAUGGGUUUGAAUCGUUGGUGUUUGUUCAGAAUUCCUUGGUUCAUUUCUAUGGAGCUAUUGGUCAAGCAGAGGAUGCACAUAAGGUGUUUGAGGAAAUGUCUGACAAGAAUCUUGUGGCUUGGAAUUCAGUGAUUAAUGGGUAUGCUUUGAAUAGUCGACCUAAUGAAACGUUGACCCUUUAUAGGAGAAUGGUUUUUGAGGGUGUCAAGCCUGAUGGGUUUACUUUGGUUAGUUUGUUGACUGCUUCUGCUGAGCUUGGUGCUUUGGCUUUGGGUAGAAGGGCGCAUGUGUUUAUGUUGAAGGUGGGAUUGGAUAAGAAUUUACAUGCUGCAAACGCCCUUUUGGAUCUUUAUGCUAAAUGUGGGAAUGUAAAAGAGGCAGAGCAAGUUUUUGAUGAGUUGGAGGAGGAUAGUGUAGUUUCUUGGACCUCUUUGAUUGUAGGUUUGGCUGUUAACGGGUUUGGUGAGAGAGCACUUGAGCUUUUCAAGGAAAUGGAAAGAAAAGGAUUUGUUCCUACUGAGAUCACAUUUGUUGGGGUGUUAUAUGCCUGUAGCCAUUGUGGUUUGGCGGACAAAGGCUUUGCUUACUUUGAAAGGAUGCAAAAGGAGUUCGGAAUUAAGCCUAAAAUUGAACACUAUGGCUGCAUGGUUGAUUUAUUAGGAAGGGCUGGUUUAGUGGAAAAGGCGUACAAGUAUAUUACAGACAUGCCAUUGCAACCCAAUGCGGUGAUUUGGCGAACAUUACUCGGUGCCUGCUCAAUACAUGGUCAUUUAGCUCUAGCGGAGAUGACCAGAAAUCACCUUAAGCUGUUAGAACCUAAACAUUCUGGAGAUUAUGUGCUCCUUUCGAACCUUUAUGCAGCCGAAAGGCGAUGGUCAGAUGUGCAUAAACUGAGGAGAACAAUGCUUAAAGAAGGGGUAAAGAAAGUCCCCGGGCAUAGUCUCGUUGAGUUGCGUAAUCGUGUGCAUGAAUUUGUUAUGGGAGAUAGAACCCAUCCUAAAACUGAGGCUAUAUAUGCUAUGCUUGCGGAAAUGACUAGAUUGUUGAGAUUGGAAGGUUAUGUCCCUCAUACAUCAAAUGUGCUUGCUGACAUAGAGGAAGAGGAGAAGGAGACUGCUUUGGCUUACCAUAGUGAAAAAAUUGCAAUUGCAUUCAUGUUGAUUAGUACACCGCCUGGGACCUCUAUUAGAAUUGUGAAGAACUUAAGGGUCUGUGCUGAUUGCCACCUUGCCAUAAAACUAAUAUCGAAGGUCUUUGAUCGCGAGAUAGUUGUUAGAGAUCGUAGCCGGUUUCACCAUUUCACCAAUGGAUCUUGCUCUUGUAAAGAUUAUUGGUAAAACGUAAUUGUGGGAUUGGAACUGGAACUUUACGUGAGUUGCUGAAAUCAGAACGUGUCCUUUUGGAAAUAUAAAAAUCGAUGAAAACUACUGCAUUCUACUCAAGGAGAAGUUACCAAAAACAAGACGCUAAUAUCUAGUCCGUUGCUUGAUGGGCAGUUUGAAAACAAUUAAUGCAACUCUAUGCUUUCUGUGGAAGAAAUAUUCCUCAACCCCCUUCUACACUGUUUUAUGUAUCGUUUUAAGAGGAUCAUCCUGGGUGUCUAUACAACUCUUGAGAGGAUUAGCUACCUUUGUAAUAACAAAAAGCGAGGUACCUGACCCUAAGCAAAAGGGAUUCAAUCUGACGAGUAAGUCCUUCAGUUUCACCAAAACCCUUUAAUAACUUCAGAUGAUUGCACUUUCAUUUCAGCUGAUUCCUUUCAAAACCUGUUGAUACACAUUCCACUUCAAGUUGCCAGUUACCUACAUGGAUCCUCAAAUUUUGUGCACUAAAUAAAGAAAUAUCUUUUUAAGUGUCUUUGAAGCCCAACAUGCUCCCACAACAGCAAGACGCAAGAUCAGGAAGUGGAUGGUGUGUGAUUUUUGAAGAAACUACUUUGACUUGGAAGUAACUAGCAUGGCUCAACUAAUUCUGGAGUUGGGCAGAUCAAGACGCUUAGGAAUCUCUGGAAAUGGACCAGCAGUAUCCACAUCACAGUCAACUCAUACUACAGAGUACUUAAUGACGGUGAAUCUAGCUCUGCACAAUGGCCAUGGAGUAUGAUCUGGAAACUAUGGCUGAAUACAAAGUGGGUUGCUUCAGUUGGUUGUUGAUGCAUGAUGCAUGUUUGACUAAUGGCGGCAUAGCUCUAGAAACCAGACAGAGAUCAUUCAUGGCGUGGGCAAAAUUUCUUGGUUUCUUGUUUUGAUGAUCUAUGUUUGCUCCUCUUUUCUGUGUUGCAGAGAGAACCAAUUACAUGCUCUUGGAGUUCUCCAAGUGGCAUUGCUCCAUCAUUGAUUCCAUCAAAAUAGCUACCCUCUUUCUGAUGGCCAACAUUCUAGGCUACUUUAUUCCUAUGGUUCUUGAAGCUCAACCCGUCUUCUGGCCAGAAUAUGCUUGCUUUAGGGAUCAUGAUAUGCCUGAAAUCCCACAAAAAGGUGGAAGGAAUGUAUUGUGAGGGGACGGAUUCAGUUCUUCAAUGUGCAACAGGAAACUCGUUUGGGGCUAUUUAUUUCAAUCAAUUUGUCAGCUAAUCCUAGAAGGGGAGCAACUGGUAAAGUUGCUGCCAUGUGACCAGGAGGUCACGGGUUCGAGCCGUGGAAACAGCCUCUUGCAGAAAUGCAGGGGUUUAUUCCGGUCAUGGCACACAUGUAGCCUCCAUUGCUGCUGGAAAGUAUGCUCAAUCUGCUCUGUACUACGGAUAUGCCAAAGGAUCAGCAAGAGGAGUUGCCCCACAUGCUAUGCUGGCUGUUUACGAGGUGACCUGGACAGAAGGAAGCCAUACUUCUAAUUAUCUUUCUGGUAUGGAUCAGGAUGUUGCAAAUGGUGUUGACAGAAUAUCCAUUUCUCUUAGGUAUUGAUUACUCCAUAAUAUGAAAAGAUUCUAUAGCAAAUGCCUCUUUUGGUGCCCUGCUGAAAGGGGUCUUAGUUUCUGCUGCAGCGAGAAUGGUACCAUGCAUGUUAGUCUAGGUGCCUGGCCUUCUACUAUAUGUGCAACUGGCAACUGGACCGGCAUAGAAUUAGAAUAUCAUCAUGCUGCUGAAUUGCUGCCAUGCCAAAAGUUGCAACCAGAUUGGAGUCCAUCAGCUAUUAGGUGUGUUAUGAUGACCACCAUGAAGGUGUGAACCAUUUAGGCAGUACUUCAAACCCCAUCGUUGAUGCGGCAACAAUAGCCCAGCAACGCCAUUAGGCAGCAGAGCAGGACAUGUUGAUUUGAAUCGUGCUGUGGAUCCAGGAUUAUUAAUAUAUGAUGCUACUUCUCAUGACUGUGUGAAUCUUCUAUGCUCCAUGUAACCAUUGCAAGAUUAUCAGUUAGCUACAACUGCUCAAAUCCAUCUUCUGAUCAUAAUUACCCAUAAUUUAUUGCCUUAUAUGUGUGUAGCCUAAAGAGGGAAACUUCCCUUGGGUGGUGGAAGUGCCCAAGAAUUGUACAAUAUCAGUAUACUCACAAGUUGUUGUAUUUUUUUAUUUGAACUUUGUAAUUUUUAUUUCACUUGCCUUUAAUUUAGAAAAUAAGAAAGAAUAUAGAUACAACAAGGUAUGACA
Molecule: messenger RNA, 4113 nt
Organism: Nicotiana attenuata
Lineage: Eukaryota; Viridiplantae; Streptophyta; Magnoliopsida; Solanales; Solanaceae
Product: pentatricopeptide repeat-containing protein At4g21065
Exons: 4
Coding region: 84-1865 (593 amino acids)
Biological process (GO): RNA modification
Molecular function (GO): protein binding; zinc ion binding; RNA binding
Source: RefSeq, a predicted model, not a curated record